GCCUCAAAAUCAUACAUCUCUAUUUAAACAUUACUAAAGCUUUACUCUCAUAGUCAAGCUUCAUCUCAAAGCAAAGAGUUCUCUCUCACAGUGAAGUCCAUGGCCAAGGUUCAUCCUCUCCCACCUGGUUUGCCCAAUGUUUCUUCAAGGAGAGAAUCAUUCACCAUAUGGAUGAAAUCCCUUGUGAUGCAAGCAAAUGGAUGCACCGUUUACAAUGAAAACGGAGAGAUUGUCUACCGUAUAGACAACUAUGACAAGAAAGGCAGCAGUGAAGUUUAUCUCAUGGAUCUCCGCGGCAAAGUUCUGUACACAAUACUCCGAAGGGUAUGGUUUUUAGGAAGAUGGGAGGGUUAUGAAGGAGAUAGUUCAAGCUUGAGGAAAGAGAAACCGAAGUUUAAAGUAACCAGAAAGGGUGUUGUCGAUGCUGAAGCUGGUUGCUAUAGAUUAGAGGGCUUGGCUGGUAAAUCAGAAUUCAAGAUCAUAGACUGCAGGAGGGGAGGUGUUGUUGCAGAGGCUAAACGAAAGCAGUCAUCUUCAGGAGUAGUUCUAGGAGAUGAUGUUUUGAGUUUGGUGGUCGAGCCUCAUAUAGAUCACUCUCUCAUUAUGGCUCUUGUGACUGUGUAUGGACUUAUACAUCAGAGAUUGUAACUGUUUUUCAAAAUUCUCAUUAGUUGCAACAUAGAACUGAGUUUUUUUUUUUUUUCUAACCCUGAAAGAAUCUAACUGUUUUCUGGUUUUUUUUUUUUAGUGGGAAUUUCAACCAUUUGUACCUCAGAAAUUGACUCUCAUAGCACCCUUUUUCUUUUUGUUGAUAUUGCUGUCAAUCGAGUAUCACUGUGUGACAUAGAAGAAACUUACA
Messenger RNA from Mangifera indica (mango), 859 nucleotides. Its product is annotated as protein LURP-one-related 4-like. The transcript has a single exon. Bases 100 to 648 code for a protein of 182 amino acids. The record is from RefSeq and is a predicted model, not a curated record. NCBI's taxonomy places the organism in Eukaryota, Viridiplantae, Streptophyta, Magnoliopsida, Sapindales, Anacardiaceae.